Molecule: messenger RNA, 933 nt
Organism: Apodemus sylvaticus (European woodmouse)
Lineage: Eukaryota; Metazoa; Chordata; Mammalia; Rodentia; Muridae
Product: vomeronasal type-1 receptor 90-like
Exons: 1
Coding region: 1-933 (310 amino acids)
Biological process (GO): G protein-coupled receptor signaling pathway
Cellular component (GO): membrane
Molecular function (GO): pheromone receptor activity
Source: RefSeq, a predicted model, not a curated record
AUGAGAAGAAUCAAGAUACUGUGUGGAGUUGUUGACCUACAAAAUGUAUUUUUCUUUGAAGUAGGCAUUGGGAUCUCAUUCAACAGUAUCCUCUUCCUCUUCCACAUCCUUCAGUUCCUUCUUGAGCGCAGGCUCCGGACCACUGACCUGAUCGUCAGUCUCUUGGCCCUCAUCCACCUUGGGAUGCUGUCAGUCAUGGGAUUCACAGCUGUUGACAUUUUUGCAUCUCAGAAUGUGUGGAAUGACAUCAAGUGCAAAUCCCUUACCCACUUGCACAGGCUUUUGAGGGGUCUCUCUCUUUGUGCUACCUGUCUUCUGAGUGUCCUCCAGGCUAUCACCCUUAGCCCCAGAAACUCCUGUUUGGCAAAGUUCAAAUAUAAAUCCCCACAGCACAGCCUGUGUUCCCUUCUUGUGCUGUGGGCCUUCUAUAUGUCCUGUGGCGCUCACUUCUCCUUCUCCACUGUCGCUGACUACAACUUCUCUUCACUUGGUCUCAUAUUUGUCACUGAAUCCUGCAUUAUUUUACCUAUGGGUUAUAUCACCAGGCACUUAUUUUCCAUACUGAGGAUAUUUCGGGAUGUGUCCUUCAUAGGUCUCAUGGUCCUCUCCAGUGGGUACAUGGUAGCUCUCUUGUGCAGGCACAGGAAGCAGGCCCAGCAUCUUCACAGCACCAGCCUUUCUCCAACGGCAUCCCCAGAGCAAAGGGCCACCAGGACCAUCCUGCUACUCAUGAGCUUCUUUGUGUUGAUGUACUGUUUGGACUGCAUCAUAUCUGCCUCCAGACUUAUAUACAACAGUGGCCCAAUCCGCCACAAUAUUCAGAUGAUGAUCACCAAUAGCUAUGCCGCCCUCAGCCCUUUGCUGUUAAUAGUUACCAAAAAACAAAUUAGUCAGUUUUUAAAGUCCUUAGUAGGAAGGAAAGUAGAUGCUUAA